Molecule: messenger RNA, 4525 nt
Organism: Salvelinus fontinalis (brook trout)
Lineage: Eukaryota; Metazoa; Chordata; Actinopteri; Salmoniformes; Salmonidae
Product: stAR-related lipid transfer protein 5-like
Exons: 6
Coding region: 471-1106 (211 amino acids)
Molecular function (GO): lipid binding
Source: RefSeq, a predicted model, not a curated record
UUUUUCACAUGAAUUUUUUUCAUCAGUUGAUGGGAAAACGGCUAGCUAGCCUGCUGGCUAAAUAAGCUUACUUUUUACUACAAAUUCGUGUUAGAUGUUUAUGACAAUCAAUGUUUUAUUUUAAGCAAGUCUGAGUCUUACUGACUUCAGGAACCUCGCGGCUAACGAUAAUGCAAGUCUUUCAUUCAAUAUAUGCAUUAGCUAACUAAUGUUAGCUAGCUACUGUAAAUUGUCUAAUAUUGGUGUGUGUGGCUAACUGUUACUAAACGUAACUGUCUCAUAUUCAUAGUUCAUAUUUUACGCUUCAUACUCUACGAUAACUUCAGCUAGUUAUCUUGUGUGUCAGUCUAAAUCCAUCCAUUUGGAAUCACGGCUAAUGUUAGCUAUCUAACUAGUCAGUUAGCCUGACAGCUGGCUAGCUAUUGAACCGGUUGCAAGUCCUCCAUCAUCACAUCUGCCAGGCGGACAACAUGGAUUACCAGAACACAGCGAAUGCAGUUGGGGACUGUCUUUUGAGCUACACCAAGGACGAGUCUGGGUGGAAAGUCUGCAAGAAAUCGAAUGACGUCAUCGUGUCCUGGCGGCCAUCGACUGAGUUCCCUGGGAAUGUAUAUAAGGGGGAGUCGGUGGUGAAGGGAAGUCCAGAGAAGGUAUGGGAGUGUCUGAAGCCAGUGCCAAAUGGACUGCGGGUGAAAUGGGACAACAAUGUCAAGAAGUUUGAGCUGGUAGAGCAAGUCACUGAGAACGUCACUGUCUGCAGAACAGUCACUCCGUCAGCAGCCAUGGGCAUCAUAGCUCCCAGAGACUUUGUCGACGUUAUUCUAGUGAAGCAAUACGAAGACGGCACCAUUACAUCCAAUGCCACCCACGUGAGCCACCCCAGCUGCCCUCCCCAGUCAGGGUAUGUGAGGGGCUUCAACCAUCCCUGUGGCUGCAUCUGUGUCCCCAUCUCUGGGGAGCCAAACAAAACCCAGCUGUUCAGUUUCUUCCAGACGGACCUGGGGGGCUUCCUGCCUCGCUCCGUGGUCGACUCCUUCUUCCCAUCCAGCAUGGUGGAGUUCUACAGCAACCUGGCCAAGGCCAUCAAGUCCCUCAAGGACCACUGAUACACUCAUACUUUACCUUCCCUUAGCCCUGGUCCCAGAUCUGUUUGUGCUGCAUAACCAACUCCUGGCACCAGGUGAUACUCAGAUCUGGGACCAGCAUUCAGCGGGACCAAAAAACACAGAAUGAUUAGCUAUGUGAAUGGCUUAGUUUUAAAGAGGCUAUAUGGAACUUUUCACCUCAGGGGGCUUUUUAACUGAAAGGGACAGAUUGAUGUAAAUGGAUUUUAAAAAUCCUUAUUUGAGAGCAUGGGGCACACCUCCUCAGGCCGUAUCUUUCUAGACUAAAAAUAACGAUUGUGUUGUUUCAUGAGUAAAUAAAUAUUGUUAUAUCAACCAUACAGGCAACACUCAAGACAAAAAUGUAGAUAAACAAUUAGCAACUCAACUUCUGUACAGCCUCUUUAGAUGAGUGGUCACCUGGCCUUGGCUUGGAGCAAACUGUCUGAGCUUAAAGGGAGAUGAUAUUGGAUGAUAUGAGGGAAGGAAGUGUGCAGCUUGUUUGUCCCAGCACUAACACAGCUGAUUUCAGGUCAUUGAGGUCUUGGUUCAUGUGUGUAAUAAUGGUGUGUUAGUGCUGGAGCAAAAAGCCUGCACCCCUGGUACUGUUGCUCUCUAGGACCAGGUAUGGUGGCCACUAGUGUAGUCUUACAAAAAGGUUCUAAUUUCAUUCAUUCAACCCUGGAAAAAGAUUGAAUAGGAAUUUCUCAUAGAGGUUCAUGUGCAAUUUUCUUGAGUGGAAGCGAUUUGAAAUGGAAUUGACCUUAGCCCUGAUGUUAAAGUUGCAAUUUGUAAGUUAUUUUUCCCCCUAUUGUAACAAGAAAGAGUACAAAAACAAUCAUCAUGAACCCACUCCCAAAAAACACACCUUACAUUAUUGGACAUAAUGUAGUUCCUGUUCUUCUUCGUUCGUUUUUUCUUCUUCAUGCGGGUACACUAGCAAACACCCUGCUUCUUAGUCCUCCAACCGGAAAUCCAACUUACAGACCGCACCUUUAAGCACUCUGGGCCGCACCUUUAAGACUAGAUCUAGGGAGGUCAAUUUUGCCAAACUACUUCCAAAACAAAUAUUUCCUGUACCUUUCCUAUUUAGUGAUGCAUUUCCCCCCCUUUUUCCCACCACAAAAGAAUGAGAAUAGAUUUGAAAUCUAUAUUUUGUAUUCAGUGUCCUAAACACACGGAGGAUAUGUCCUCCUUCCCUUUUGUACUGUUGCUGUUGAAUACAGUCCAUUCUGUUCCACUGGCUGCAUCCUACAGUAACAUGCAUGUUGCAUGGACCUUACAGGAACCCCAGAAUGGAAUGGGAUUCCAUUGGGACGAGUCGUACCUCAUUUUUUGUUGUCCGUUGUAUACGGUAGUACUGUACUUGAAAUGUUCUGGUUUAACCUGUCUCCACAGCCCUUUAACCAAUACCUAAAGAUGGAAUCCGCAGUAGGGGGAAACGGUGCCACUGGCCGCUCCACCAGCAUUGUUAUUGUUGUUGCUGAGCUGAGGAGCGUCAUGCAGCAUGGUUAUGAAAUGCAGUACAUAUUGUGUUAUUGUUGUUGCUGAGCUGAGGAGCGUCAUGCAGCAUGGUUAUGACAUGCAGUACAUAUUGUGUUAUUCUAUGGUGCGUGCGAUGAUGUCAGAGAGGGAAAUAACAGUGUUUGUUGUUUGCAGUAACUGGAAAGCGUUAUGGACAUGGUUGUUUUACAGUUGAGGAUUCCAGCUUUAACCAGUAACCUUUAGAGGGUGUAUAUACAGCCGGCAGAUGUGUUCUAGUUACAAUAACCCCCCCCCCCCCCCCCCCCCCCCUAAAACUCUAUCCUAUUCCUAACCUUAACCUCUGCCGGCUUUAUAGAAGCCUAACCUCCAAGCAAGGAUUCCUGCCUCAGUUACUUUUCUCUAUGUAGAUGUCAAACUAAGAACACUGCAUUAUUCUUAAGCAAAGUUAUUUGCAGUAUGUAUGGGCAAAUGGCAAUAUGAACAGCUUCAUCUAAUGAGGAAUGGACAAAGGAACAUCUGCUCGAUUAGAAGAGCUUCUGAAGGAUUUGGGCUUUUAUUCAGUGGGGUACAACAUGGUAUGUGUCCCAUAAGGCUCUGGUCCAAAUUAGGGCACUAUAUAGGGAGUAGGAUGCCAUUUGGGACAGCUAUGGAUUCCAACAUUUUUAAGCACAGCAGCAGCAUAGGACUGCCAUUCUGGCAUCAGUUGUGACUAGUAUGUCAUUUUACACUGUAAAGAAACGUAUUACCAGCAUAGAGAAAACCACUGUCUUUGAUAUGGCACAAGAGGGCAUGGUCAUCUGUCUAGGCCAGGGUGCGUCUCCGUAGCUUUUUAAAAAAUCAUCGGUGAAGGGAAAUAAUGAGAGCAAGCAUCAAUAGUAUUGAGAUGCAUCCCUAGUUGGUGGAGGAAGCCUCUUCAGAAUAUUGAGAUACAGCCCUAUUAGGUGGAGAGGAAGCCUCUUCAGAGUAUUGAGAUACAGUCCUAUUAGGUAGAGAGGAAGCCUCUUCAGAGUAUUGAGAUACAGCCCUUUUAGGUGGAGAGAAGCCUCCUCAGAGUAUUGAGAUUAUAGCCCUAGAAGGUGUCUUCACAGUGAUGUACAGUCAACCAUCUGCAUGCCUGCUGAGUCCUCUACAUGUAUGAUGAUAAGCCAUUAUACUAAUGAUGUUUUAGAUCAAUCUUUUUAGAAGCCUUGUGGUUAAGUUUCCUUUUGAAAUGAAAACACUACUUAACGUCCUUUUCUUAUCCCGAGUGGAUAAUAACCUUAACUGACAAACCUUUACAAGUGCAUUGCAUUCCACCUCAUCCACAACCAAGUCCUAUAUGCUUGCUUUUUUUAUAAUCAUUGUUUGCCAUUUGUUGGUGUAAUACUAUGAAGGCAUUGUUUUGAUGUGUGUUAUUGUACUGUAAGUGGAGCCUGAAGAUCAUACCUACCUACAGUGUAUUGCUGUCUUAAUGUCAGAGUACACACGUUGUCUAUUGGUGGCUUGUUUUGAAAAUGUAAUCCAUCAUGCGUUUUGGGACAGAUAUGUGUGUUUUAGGGUACGUGUUGAAUGCUGUUUGUUGUCCUCAGCUCCUGAUUGGAAAGCACAGCUGCUAUGGAAAAUGGCUGCUAUUGAAAUAUACUAUUAGUUCAGUUGUCAAGCAACACAGGAAAAUAACAUGUUUUUUUAGGUCAGGAUUAGGGUUAUGAAUUCUGGUCAUUUUUCAAAAAUGUUCAAGUUUUCCUGAAAUCCCAGUUGGAAGAUUCCUGGAAUCAGUAGGGAAUACGCAGGGAAUCUGGAAGUCCUCCAACCAGGAUUUCUGGGAAAUUGGGGAAAGUUUUGCGACCCUAAUCCUGACCUGCACUCUACUGUACCGUAGGACUGUACUGUAUACUGUAUGUUCCACCCAGCAGGUUUUGUGUUUCACCAGCAUCUGCAUUAAAAACUACUGAACGUUA